AUGGGUCUUAUUAAGACAGGCCUCGCUCUUGCUGGAACCUAUGGCCUCAUCAAAGCAGCAUCAAAAGCCGCCAACGACCACGAAGACAAGAAGUUGAAGCGCAAUAACCAGGCACAACAGUAUAAUGGCCACAAUUACCAAAUGAAUGAUGGUCUUGCUAUGAACAGUCCAGGCUAUCACCAGGGUCAUGGAUAUGGAGUUGCCAGAGAUCUGCCAUUCGACGGAAACUCGCAGCAUUUGAACCAAGCACCCCAAUCUCGUGGCUAUGAAUUGCAACAUAACCAUGGACGAGUUAUCAGCGCUUCUCCGCCUUCUUAUUAUCAAGGGAACCAUCAUGAUGUGCAGCGAAAUGGAGGCUCAGGACCGGCUCAGUAUUCUCAGCAGUACUAUCCAUCCGACUCGAAGCGAUAA
This is a messenger RNA of Penicillium antarcticum, 411 nucleotides long. RefSeq lists its product as uncharacterized. Lineage: Eukaryota; Fungi; Ascomycota; Eurotiomycetes; Eurotiales; Aspergillaceae. The record is from RefSeq and is a predicted model, not a curated record. The coding region runs from base 1 to 411 and encodes 136 amino acids. The transcript is spliced from 2 exons.